Molecule: messenger RNA, 512 nt
Organism: Rhipicephalus microplus (southern cattle tick)
Lineage: Eukaryota; Metazoa; Arthropoda; Arachnida; Ixodida; Ixodidae
Product: N-acetylglucosamine-6-sulfatase
Biological process (GO): glycosaminoglycan metabolic process
Molecular function (GO): N-acetylglucosamine-6-sulfatase activity; glycosaminoglycan binding
Source: RefSeq, a predicted model, not a curated record
GCACCUCCGAUGGGCGGGCCUCUCUCUUCGAAGUGACCAUUCUUUGCUGCUCGUUUCAACAGGCCUGCCUUUGACUGAAAAACUGAACUCAGCCUGUGCUUAAAUCGAACGUUACCAUGACGGCACACUUCAUGUUCAUCGGAGCUAUGGCCUGUCUGGCUUGGGCGAAUGUCCGCGCCCAGACAAACCGGCCAAACAUGGUGUUCUUUCUCACCGACGACCUUGACUUGGAGCUGGGCAGCAUGAUGAAACCACUUGUGAGGACGCGCCAGCUCAUUGGAGAUGGUGGAGUGACUUUCGCAAACGCGUACGUGACGACGCCCCUGUGCUGCCCUAGCCGCUCUAGCAUCCUGACGGGUCGGUAUGUGCACAACGUUGGAGUCUUCAACAACUCGCUGUCCGGAGGAUGCAGCUCGCAGCACUGGCAGCGCGGACCCGAGCGCAGCGCGUUCGCUGUGGACUUACAGAAGGCCGGAUACGAGACCUUUUAUGCGGGGAAAUAUCUCAACCGG